UUUCUAUGGUUCUAACCUAAAAAUGAGAUGUAAACAAACAUGUGAUAAAAUUUAUAUUUCAAAAUACAGUUAUUAGCGCAUAAAAAAAUUAUGGCAAAAGUUUGUGUUAUUUGUGGUGUAGAAGGAAAAUAUAAAUGUCCAACAUGUCUUGUGUAUUAUUGUUCUGUCACAUGUUGUAAAAAACACAGGGAAGAUAAUUGCGAGAUCGCACAAACGAAUCUAACAAAUAUCCAUAAUGAGCCUGUAUACCCAUAUUCAACACCUAGUACAGUUAACACAGACAAAUUGGAAUUAUUAAAAGGCAACAAAAAACUAGUAGAAAUGUUGAAAGGGAAUCCACAUCUUAGAAAUUUAUUAUCAACAAUUGAUAAAUCAAAUGAUCCAGAAGAUAUUAUGCAGAAAGCUAUGCAAGAACCUUUAUUUGUUGAAUUUGCUGAUGCAUGUUUGGAAGUUAUAGAUCCACAAAAAGAUGAAGACUGACUCUUGUUACAUUUAUAAAUAAAUUUGUAAAUGUGAUAAAAAUAUAUAGUUAAAUUAAAAAUAUAUUUGUGUAUAGUAUUAAAAUAAAAUAUACCAUAAACUUUUAAA
Molecule: messenger RNA, 588 nt
Organism: Aethina tumida (small hive beetle)
Lineage: Eukaryota; Metazoa; Arthropoda; Insecta; Coleoptera; Nitidulidae
Product: zinc finger HIT domain-containing protein 3
Exons: 3
Coding region: 91-480 (129 amino acids)
Biological process (GO): snoRNA localization; box C/D snoRNP assembly; maturation of LSU-rRNA from tricistronic rRNA transcript (SSU-rRNA, 5.8S rRNA, LSU-rRNA)
Cellular component (GO): nucleus; pre-snoRNP complex
Molecular function (GO): protein binding
Source: RefSeq, a predicted model, not a curated record